Lichtheimia ornata is the source of this 300-nucleotide messenger RNA. RefSeq lists its product as uncharacterized. The record is from RefSeq and is a predicted model, not a curated record. NCBI's taxonomy places the organism in Eukaryota, Fungi, Mucoromycota, Mucoromycetes, Mucorales, Lichtheimiaceae. Bases 1 to 300 code for a protein of 99 amino acids. The transcript has a single exon.
AUGUAUACAGUUGGCUGGCAAACUCCACAGCCUUCUUCAUCUCAAGUCCACCAAACUCCACAGCCGUCAUCAUCGCAGCCCCACCCUCCACAUCCACAAUUACGUUUACGGCAACAUGCUCCACAGUAUCAAGUGAAUGUUUCUUCUUAUCGUCGUCAAGAUGAAGAUCUCGCGUUCGUAGGAGUCGAUUAUGGAUUCCACACUCUAGCAACCUCAGUACCAAUGACCGAGGAGACCGUGCGUUACCACCUCAAGUCGUUGAACAACGCCAUGUCGUGUACGAAGGACGAGAGCGAAUGA